This is a messenger RNA of Alternaria ethzedia, 1452 nucleotides long. RefSeq lists its product as uncharacterized. Gene Ontology annotation, molecular function: hydrolase activity. The record is from RefSeq and is a predicted model, not a curated record. The transcript is spliced from 4 exons. NCBI's taxonomy places the organism in Eukaryota, Fungi, Ascomycota, Dothideomycetes, Pleosporales, Pleosporaceae. Bases 1 to 1452 code for a protein of 483 amino acids.
AUGGACUUCUCUCAGUACGGCGGACCGUCAGAAGAAUGGUUGGCAGUGGAGAAGACACUGCCCGCGCGAACUUUCGACAUCUCGUUGGAUCCAAUCGUUCUGCGUAAUGCGGUCAAUUCUGAGCGAGAAGCACGCUCUGCAGAGGUGAAGCAAUUGUUCGCACCACAUGUCCAGACCAAAGAUCACGCCAUUCCGACCCGCGAUGGCUCAACCAUCGAAGCUCGAACCUAUCGAUCCGUGAAGAAGGAUGCAUCCGAGAAGCUUCCUGUAUACCUGUACUUCCACGGUGGAGGCUUCAUCUUCGGAUCGCUGAGUAGCGAGGACCCGCUAUGUGCGCAGACCGCGAUCAAGACUGGGGCUCUGGUGCUGAAUGUCAACUACCGCCAUACACCAGAACACAUCUUCCCAACCGCCUGGAAUGACACUCAUGACGCAUUCGUCUGGCUGCACAAGAACAUCGACAUGCUCGGAGGCGAUCCAUCCCGAGUCCUCGUCGGCGGCAUCUCAGCAGGCGGCAACCUAGCUGCUUCCCUGACUCUAGAGCAGCACCUUGGAAAGAGCGAAGACAUCGCAGGUUUACCCACAAUAGCCGGCCAGAUCCUAAUCAUCCCAAUGCUUGCCCACCCAGCUACCUACGAUCAAGGGCCAGGCAAGCUACUCAACCCCUCAACCUCAUCCUACGUUGAGAACGAAGAUGCACCGGUUUUGCCGAAGAAAACCAUCGACUUCUUUACCAAGCUGCUGAAGAUCGGGGAUGUAGAUCUCAAAGACACGAAGAUGAAUGUUGUCAAUGCGACGGAAGAGGAGGUCAGGGGUUUUCCUCCUACGGUGUUUGGUAUUGCUGGCUUGGACCCGCUGCGCGAUGAGGGGCUGUUGUUUGCGAAGAAGCUGUCCGAGGCUAAUGUUCCGACGUCUACUACGCUGUUCAAGGGCGUUCCGCAUGGUCAUAGGCGCUUUGGGAAAGCGUUGAAGGCGUCUGAGCAUUGGGAUCAGUGUGUUGAUGAGGGUAUACUUUGGGUGCUUUCGAAACCGGAGGCUACAGGGAAGUUCGAUCUCGGUGAAGAUCGAAUUCUCUCCAGAUCAGCUUGGUUUUCAAGAGGGUGGACUCUGCAAGAGCUAAUCGCCCCGCUCAAGUUGACUUUCUACGCAAAGAGCUGGAAAAAGAUCGGCACAAAAGCUGAUUCGUGCCAUCAAGUCUCUAUAGCCUCCAACAUUGAUGUGGAGGUCCUGAGAGACCGCGAAGCCAUCAGUGCUAUGGGCGUAUCGGAGAAGAUGUCGUGGGCGGCGAGCAGAGUCACAACGCGACCGGAAGACGAAGCGUACUCCCUAAUGGGUAUCUUUGGUGUGAAUAUGGCAACUUUGUACGGAGAGGGUAGAAGCAGCGCUUUCAGGCGACUACAACUCGAGAUCCUGCGGACAACUACGAACCAUGCGAGUAUCCACCCGGUCUAA